Molecule: messenger RNA, 4877 nt
Organism: Hyaena hyaena (striped hyena)
Lineage: Eukaryota; Metazoa; Chordata; Mammalia; Carnivora; Hyaenidae
Gene: CHRNA7
Product: cholinergic receptor nicotinic alpha 7 subunit
Exons: 9
Coding region: 1-1800 (599 amino acids)
Biological process (GO): chemical synaptic transmission; signal transduction; regulation of membrane potential
Cellular component (GO): neuron projection; synapse; postsynaptic membrane
Molecular function (GO): acetylcholine-gated monoatomic cation-selective channel activity; transmembrane signaling receptor activity
Source: RefSeq, a predicted model, not a curated record
AUGCGCCGGUCAGUGUGGCUGGCUCUGGCUGCGUCGCUCUUGCACGGUAAAGCCGCCGGGUCUCCUAGUCCUCUACUCCUCCUCCGCGGGAUCCCGGGCGCAUCCCGGCGGCUCAGUGCGCUCCGCGCCCGGGCCAGGUUUGGGGGCUCGCGCCAGCGAGGGACAGUGGGCGGCGCUGCCGGGGACUGUCCGGGGAGUGAGAGCCCGGUUCGUCUGGGUUGCUUGCUUUGGGAGGCGGGGGUCCGCGGGCAGGGGGCGUGGGGUGCACCUCCGCUGGCCUUCCCUGAGCAGCCCGCCGGGCUCUCCUCUCAAGUGUCCCUGCAAGGCGAGUUCCAGAGGAAGCUGUACAAGGAGCUGGUCAAGAACUACAACCCCUUGGAGAGGCCCGUGGCCAACGACUCGCAGCCACUCACCGUCUACUUCUCCCUGAGCCUCCUGCAGAUCAUGGACGUGGAUGAGAAGAACCAAGUUCUAACCACCAACAUUUGGCUGCAAAUGUCUUGGACAGAUCACUAUUUACAAUGGAAUAUGUCAGAAUAUCCAGGCGUGAAGACUGUUCGUUUCCCAGAUGGCCUGAUUUGGAAGCCAGACAUUCUUCUCUAUAACAGUGCUGAUGAGCGAUUUGAUGCCACAUUCCACACCAAUGUGUUAGUUAAUUCUUCUGGGCAUUGCCAGUACCUCCCUCCAGGCAUAUUCAAGAGCUCCUGCUACAUUGAUGUGCGCUGGUUCCCCUUUGAUGUGCAGCAGUGCAAACUCAAGUUUGGGUCCUGGUCUUAUGGAGGGUGGUCCUUGGAUCUACAGAUGCAAGAGGCAGAUAUCAGUGGUUAUAUCCCAAAUGGAGAAUGGGACCUUGUGGACAAUGGUUCCUUCCUACCCCCUGCUCAUGGAGGAAUCCCAGGCAAGCGGAGUGAGAAGUUCUAUGAGUGUUGCAAAGAGCCGUACCCAGACGUCACCUUCACAGUGACCAUUCGCCGCAGGACACUCUACUAUGGCCUCAACCUGCUCAUCCCCUGUGUGCUCAUCUCUGCACUGGCCCUCCUUGUCUUCUUGCUCCCUGCAGAUUCUGGGGAGAAAAUUUCCCUGGGGAUAACAGUUUUACUCUCUCUUACUGUCUUCAUGUUGCUGGUAGCCGAGAUCAUGCCUGCAACAUCUGACUCGGUACCCUUGAUAGCCCAGUACUUUGCCAGCACCAUGAUCAUCGUGGGCCUCUCCGUGGUUGUGACGGUGAUUGUGCUGCAGUAUCACCACCAUGACCCCGAUGGCGGCAAGAUGCCCAAGUGGACCAGAGUCAUCCUUCUGAACUGGUGUGCAUGGUUCCUCCGCAUGAAGAGGCCUGGGGAGGACAAGGUGCGGCCGGCCUGCCAGCACAAGCCGCGCCGCUGCAGCCUGGCCAGCGUGGAGAUGAGCGCGGUGACCGGGCCGCCGACCACCAACGGCAACCUGCUCUACAUCGGCUUCCGCGGCCUGGACGGUGUGCACUGUGCCCCCACCCCCGACUCGGGCGUCGUGUGCGGCCGCAUGGCCUGCUCCCCCACGCACGAUGAGCAGCUUCUGCAUGGUGGGCAACCCCCUGAGGGGGACCCAGACCUGGCCAAGAUCUUGGAGGAGGUCCGCUACAUCGCCAACCGUUUCCGCUGCCAGGACGAGAGUGAGGCCAUCUGCAGUGAGUGGAAGUUUGCUGCCUGCGUGGUGGACCGCCUGUGUCUCAUGGCCUUCUCAGUCUUCACCAUCAUCUGCACCAUCGGCAUCCUGAUGUCCGCCCCAAACUUCGUGGAAGCUGUGUCCAAAGACUUUGCUUAACCUGGUUCUGGUCUCCACCAUGUAGGAAAUGCACAAACAGGCGAUGCCAUUAGCUUGGGGAGAAUUUGGGGUGCUAAUCCUACAGUCACACUAAACGUGAGGACACUGAUGUACCCGUAGCUGUCAGUCAUGUCGUUACAGUCUCCUUGUACCGUUCAGUAACAGGAUCUCAGCACGUUUUUGUUUCAUCCUCUCAGAGGCUCCUUGAUAUCGUUGGAACAUCCUUAGGGUCCCCAGGACCACUGAGAGGUCGUCUUGUCUAUUCCCCAGUGCCAGGUGAGCCCUUCAGAGAGGUCAAAGUGGCUCAGGACUGCCAGGGGAAGCCUGUAUAGCUGGUUUUGCAUGCCUGCAUGUCACUUGCCAAGAAAGCCUACAUGAAAAGUCAACAUAUACUUUUGCCUGUUAACAAACCUAGAUUGAAAAUAAUAAUAAUAAGCUACACUCACUAGAUCCAGUCAAACAAUUGGUCAAAGGAAACAAAACUAAAACUAAAAACCUAACUGCUGGUGUUUUCUGCAAUUCAGAUUUUAUUUUUCUCUACCAAAGACAGUUGGUAGAGAGAAACAGUUUUAUACAGUUCUUACAUUUUAAAAGAAAGAGAGAGAGAUGCAUAGUUGCUCUUAUAAAUUAUGCUUUUACCAGCCUGAGUCCUACCAGUCUACCCUGUGGAGGGAAUUAGGACAGACACAUAUGUGUGUUGAUUCCAAAUUAGGACUAGACCCAGGCAAGUCAGGGAGAUUGUAUAGCUCCUGGGUGCCUCACAUUUUCUGGGCUGCCCCCAGAUACUGGGGAGUUGAGUCUACUCUAUUCUGAAACACCCAAAGGACAAAUAGAGUUCUAAUAGAAUUACUAGCCCAGUGUAAUAGCUAAAGUUAAAUUAAACCAGCUAUGUUUUUUUUUAAAUAAUGUAUUAGAUAUUCCACAUGUACUAGAGUUGAUUAGUAUUAGAAACUUGUGGGUCCAUACAGAUGCACAACAUAAAGUGAAAAUAUGCUAAGCUUUUCUUUAUGUGUCAAGACCAGGGGCAGGGUCUGGGACAUCUUCUGGUUCCCUGUAAGGCAUAAACUGGGAAGGCGAUGAUGUGGCCAGUGGCCUUCCUGGAUGAAAGGCUAAUGGAAGUCAGCAGAAGGGGCCAGCAGACUAAAAGUGGCUGUACAACCUGUAACUCUAGUCUCUGGCUUUUAGGGACCUGCUUCCCCACAGCUCAUCUACCCCAAUGUUAGCCCAGAAAGGUGGCUUGAACAGGUGAAUUCACUGGAGAUAAGUGUUUUGAAAGCCAGGAAAACUUUAAUUUUAAACCUAUGUGGUGACACGGUUCUCCACCUACAUUAUCCAGGCCAUAAUAGUCACUUUGCCUCUUCCCAUUCUCCUUAUUUUUUUAAUGACAGCAGAGGGAGACAUGACAGAAUCUCUCCUUUUCUAUUGUUUCAUUUAGUAACUGCUCAGAGCUCAAAACUGCAGAAGGCUUUGAGCUCCUGGGGAUCUUUAAUUUUCUUCUAACCCCUGAGAUGGGUAUAUGUUAUUAUGAGAAAAGAUUAGAUUUUCAGAGCAAAAGAAAUUGCAUACCUUUCUUCAGCCAUUGAUUUCACUCAUUCCUGGGUAAUGUGCAUGGAUUGGUUUGCACUGAGGAAUAUGGAGGCUUGUGCAUGCUCUGUGUGUGUGGGCACAUAAGCACUGAGUGCAGCUGCAGAGAGGACACCUUGUUCACAAGGAGGUUGAUAAAUAAGGACAUCCCAGCAUCACGCCAUUGGGAGCAUGGCUGUUCUCAGAGUUCACCCAUUCUACAUGGGAUAGAUGAACAAUGCACAAACUUUUCUUUUUGUGUUUAUUUUUUCAAUUUUAGAAAUAAGUAGAGGUGUUUUGAUACCUAAAGGGAAUGCUUUAUUUGUUACUGCUAUCUGAAAAUUAAUGCCUACAACAGUUUUGGUUGGAAAAAAACUUUUGGUUUUGUAUUUUAUACAGAAAAACAUAAAACAGCAAACAAAAGUAGUUUAUAUGUUGACCACCCAAAUAAUACUCUGCCAUUUUAAAAGUAAUAAUAAGGAAAGAUGCACAUGUAGUGAAAAGAAAAAGAAAAGAGAAAAAGGAUGAAUAGCUACAGGGACCACCAAUGAAUGAGCUUCUGAUGACUAGGAGGUAUUUCCAGAAAGGAAGAAAAAGAAAGGGAAGGAGGCCAAGAGAAGGAGAAAAGGGGUGUGGAAAGAGACUCCCUUUUUUUUUUUUUUUUUUUUUUUACCAUUCAUGCUAUGCACACAGCACUCUGCACUUUGCUUUCUGCACUUAGUGUUUUAUCUUUCCAUAACAACAUAUAAAGAUCUACCUCAUUCUUCUUAAUAGCUGCUUAGCAUACCAUUGUCUUGGUGGAUAUAAUUUCUUUCGUUAGUCUAUUAGUGAACAUAUAGAGUAUUUCCAGUUUUUAUUUUUAUACAAAAAUCUGUAAUUAACAUCCUUGAUUUAUAUCUUAGCAUACUUUUGUGACUAUACCUUGGUGUAAAUUCUAAAUUGGAAAUGGAAUUGCUGAAUUUAAGGAUAUGUGCAUUUAACAUUUUAGUAGGUAUUGCCAGAUUACCCUCCAAAUACCGAUCAAUGGAUACACCUACCAAGAGUGUAAUGAAAAGACCAAUUUCUCAGUUUUCUCAACACUGAGUAUCAUCAAACAAUAUUUUUUUCUAAUCUGGUGACAAAUUAUAUUACGAUGUUAUUCUGACUUGGUUCAUUUUAUUAUGAAUGGAGUACCUUUUCAGAUACGUUUUUGGAAAUUUCAAUUUUGUAAAUUUAUGUCCUUUAUACAAUUUUCAGUUGGGUUAUUUGGCUUUUUCUUAAUUUGCCUGUGUACCUUGGAACUUUUUUGUCUUAUGUCUUGAGACUAUUUUUAUUUGUUUAGAAAACAUUUUUAUUUGUUUAUUAUUUGUGUUUUGAUGUUAUUAUUGAUUUAUUUCUUAGCAUAUAUAAAGUUUUAAGUUUUAUGUUGUCAAUUUAUCCAUAUUGCCUCAGUAGAUCCUGGGGUUUGUUUCCAGUUUUAAAAGGCCUUCCCCAUUCUGAGAUUAUAAAUAAAUUUACUCAUAUUUUCCUCUAAA